AUGGACAAAACUAGCGACGAAUACAAAUUUGUCUCCCUAUUUCAUGUGAUCUUUGUGGUUUUCAAUAAUUCACGCGAUAAAAAGAAACUAUCGACCUUCCUUUCUAAAUGGAAAAGAAACCGCUUUCCCUAUGAACUUUUCGACAUUUAUGAAUCAUCAACCAAAUUUCGAUCCUUUUCUCCUUACGAAAAAUCAAUUAACAUCACUGCAAUACUCCCAUCGCCUCCUGCAGACUAUGAAAAUCUCUUACAAAUAAACAUCAAAAGAAAAGCUCUUUCAUGUUCUUUUUUGAAGGCAAAUGCAAGCUUUAAAUUCUUUAGUGAUACGCCUUCACUUGAAAAGAAAUUGAACUCAAUAGUCGCUACUGAUGAGCUUCUUUCUGGGUUUCCCCUAGCAGCCUUACAAGACCGCAGGCUUCUUGCCCAAAUAUUGCUCUGCGGGUCGAUUGAGGAACUUGGGACCUUUUUCACAAUUAGUGCUAAAAAGACCCCAGAGCUGCUUGAUCUUUUAUGGUCGCAUUUCAUGACAGCCUUUUAUUGCAAGUCUCCUCGUUUGAAAGAAAAUACUUUUUGCAAGGCUUGGAUUCGACAAAAUAUGCAGCCUCGUGCUCGAAACAUAGCCGCACGUAUUAGCGAUCGUAUUUUUGGCGAGCAAAAAGUGCCUAGUCGAAGGUUAAAUUUCACACUCCAGGACAAGGUUUUCAUUCUCAUCGAGGUUUUCACGGAAUCCCCCUUGUAUGAAGAACAGAGGACAAUUAUGUCCACCAUUUUAGACAAAAUGAUGCAUGGAAGGUCGUAUGUUGUGCAACAGGGAGUGGCCGGCGGAAAAACCACGCGUUUCGGACCGGUUGCCGCAAUCGUGGCAACGUCGAUUUUGAGAAAACUGCCGAUCUUCAUCUUCCCCAACUCCAUCCUCAAUCAGAACACUGUUCAGCUGCGGCAGUGGCUUUUUGACUUUUUCGGCAAAAGCGUUUUCGAAUUCAAAUCAGAACGAUCGGCUUAUGGAUACAGCGAACCGUAUUUGCGCUAUUUGUACUAUCGCCUUACGAUGGCCCAUCAUCGCGGCAAUGUGUUUGUAUCUUCGAUGAACAGCAUCCAAUGCCUGUUGAAUGCUAGGAAAGAACUGCUGCUGCAAAACACGAAUCGGUCAAAAGAGUCUCUUCUUUGGGUUCUGAGGAUCCUUCAUUUCAUCGAACAUUACUCGAUAUUUGUGCUCGACGAAGCGGAUGAAAUCAUGGAUUUUUCUAUUCAGUAUAGCUUUGACACAAAAGAGCCGCAUGAAAAAGAUUGGGAUCUAAUUGAUGUGCUUAUUGAUUGCUUCCUGUUUUUGAGAGACAAAAGGAUAUUCCGAUCGCAAACUGGAGAAAAGAUCACCAUUUUUGAGAUCAAGGACCCUCUUACACCGUCUACUGCCAAAGCUUUCAAAGAUACAUUGAAAACGGAGCUCAAAAAUAUUUUGGCAAAAACCAGCAAGGAAAAUCGGGUUUUGAUCGUGGAUGGCCUUUUUGUCAAUUGCUGGGAAAAGGUCCGAAAUGUGGGGUAUGGAGCAUCCAUGGCCUCGCCAGUUCCAUAUUCCAUCCCGUAUGCGAUGGCAAAUACACCAAGGGAGGGCAGCAGCUUUGGAAACCAGAUGUUUAGCAUUGCGAUUUCGGUAAAGUUUUACCUUGAAAACGAGAUGAAAACUCUCAGCGAGCCUCCUUUAUUCUUUAGAGAGGAGGAAAAUAUUUACUCCACCCUGGAGCUCUAUUAUGAUUAUGAAGAAGUAGAAGAAAUCAAGAGGCAACCCA
Mitosporidium daphniae is the source of this 1786-nucleotide messenger RNA. RefSeq lists its product as uncharacterized. NCBI's taxonomy places the organism in Eukaryota, Fungi, Microsporidia. The transcript has a single exon. The record is from RefSeq and is a predicted model, not a curated record. The annotation marks the transcript as partial.